Molecule: messenger RNA, 4558 nt
Organism: Aethalodelphis obliquidens (Pacific white-sided dolphin)
Lineage: Eukaryota; Metazoa; Chordata; Mammalia; Artiodactyla; Delphinidae
Gene: GXYLT2
Product: glucoside xylosyltransferase 2
Exons: 9
Coding region: 1-1503 (500 amino acids)
Biological process (GO): protein O-linked glycosylation via N-acetylgalactosamine
Molecular function (GO): UDP-xylosyltransferase activity
Source: RefSeq, a predicted model, not a curated record
AUGACUCUCAUGCAUUACUGUACGGUAGGCGCGGGCUGCCCCUCCUCGGGCCGGCUCACGCCUCCCCCUCCCUCCCCUUCUUCCUCCUGCGUCGCGCGCCCGCUCGCCCGUCGGCCGCCCGGACCCCAGUCCCCGGCUGGCGGGCUGAGGAGGCGGCCGUCGCGCGCCGCUGCCCUCGCCCCGCCGCCGCUGCCGCCGCCGCCGCCGCCGCCCGGCGCGCCGCGAUGCGCAGAGGGGCCGGGCCGCCGAGGCGCGACGGCCGCCUCCUCAGCCCGCCAGCCGGGGACUGGGUCCGCCCCGCCGCGCCGCCCCGCGCCGGCCCCCGCGCGCCUCCCGGGCCCGGGUGCCCUCCCGGGGGCGGUCCAGAGCGCUCGCCGGCGCCGGCCUCCGCGUCCGCGCCCCCGAGCCAGCCGUCGGGGCGCCGAGAGCCUGAAGAAGUUGGCGAGGAGGCCUGGAGAACUCAGGAGUUUCCAAGCUGUGCUGCCCCCCGAGCUCUGGAUCCACCUGGCCGUGGUGGCCUGUGGCAAUCGGCUGGAGGAGACGCUGGUCAUGCUCAAAUCGGCCGUGCUCUUCAGCCACAGGAAGAUGCGAUUUCACAUCUUCACCGAAGAAUCUCUGAAGUCCGAGUUUGACAAGCAGCUACGACAGUGGCCAGACUCAUAUACAAAGAAGUUUGAGUACAGAAUCUACCCCAUCACAUUUUCGGUUGGAAACCCUCAGGAAUGGAAGAAAUUAUUCAAACCGUGUGCUGCCCAGAGACUCUUUCUUCCGGUGAUUUUAAAGGAUGUGGACUCCCUUCUCUACGUGGACACCGAUGUUCUCUUUCUGAGACCUGUUGAUGACAUCUGGAAGCUUCUGAGGCAAUUUAAUUCCACGCAGCUUGCGGCCAUGGCCCCCGAGCAUGAAAUCCCCAAGAUCGGCUGGUACAGCCGCUUUGCUCGGCACCCUUUCUAUGGCUCUGCGGGAGUUAACUCAGGAGUCAUGCUGAUGAACUUAACUCGAAUAAGAAGUGCUCAGUUCAAGAACAGCAUGAUUCCAACAGGCUUGGCUUGGGAGGACAUGCUAUACCCUCUGUACCAGAAGUACAAGAACGCCAUCACGUGGGGAGACCAGGACUUAUUAAAUAUUAUUUUUUAUUUCAACCCAGAGUGUCUGUACGUGUUCCCCUGCCAGUGGAACUACCGUCCUGAUCACUGCAUGUACGGAAGCAAUUGCAGAGCGGCCGAGCGGGAAGGUGUGUCUGUCCUGCAUGGGAACCGAGGCGUCUACCAUGAUGAGAAGCAGCCAACUUUCAAAGCGCUCUAUGAAGCAAUCCGAGAUUUUCCCUUUCAAGACAAUCUCUUUCAAUCCAUGUAUUACCCUCUUCAGCUGAAGUUUUUGGAGACUGUGCACACUUUAUGUGGACGAAUCCCACAAGUUUUUCUGAAGCAAAUUGAGAAAACCAUGAAAAGGGCUUAUGAGAAACAUGUCAUCAUCCAUGUUGGCCCGAACCAGAGGCGCUGAGUAUUUCCCAUUGUCUCGAGUCAAUUAGGCAUCUCAUGAACGAGGAAAUACUCAUCUGCAAGCUGCCUGGAUCUCUUUUAUGUGAAUAUUUCAUGGUGCUCUAUGACAACUAAGUUUAAAAAGACUUGUUAAAUGUUGCUAAAUCAGUUGCCCCUAAAUGGAAAUAUGCUUUAAUUUUUUUCUAAAGUGCUAUUUAUCUCUCUGUUUUUUUUAAAAAAAUGAUAUUUUUGCUCACUUAACACUGUUGAAGUAGGUCGAGCUAGCUGUGAAAAGGAACUCUUGUGAGCCUUCUGAUUCCCAAGUGUCUGAGGCAAUGUCAGUGGCAUCUAAUGUGGCACAUUUUAUCCACUUCUCUUGAGACUCUCUCUAUGCAAUGGGUUCGCCCCACCCCUUGUUAUAAAAGUGAUACAUGCUUGUUGUAAAACAAAUUUUUAAAACUUAUAGAGAAUAUAUAGGUCAUUGGACCAAAAUCAAGAUGAGAUUAGCCAUAAUCCUAUUAACCAGGGAAAAAGAUUUUUAUUUUAGUGUAGUCCCUUCUAGACUUUUUUUCCCUACUUUUAUAUUUACUUGCGGUUGUCUUUUCCAUCGUAUAAACAUGUAUCUAAAACAGGUAGUCUAAGUGAAAGUGGGACCCUAUGCUGAGAUUUUUAUGUAGGAGACUAAAAAUUUAGACAAAAGGAUGAUGCCUGCAACCCUUUAUUUAAAACACGUCUGGGACAGAGAUCAGGGUUAGGAGACGGACCACCUGAGACGAGAUUAAGGGAGCACAAGCCCUGCUCACACCCUAAUCUUGUCAGAGGUCCCACCUCACCAUUGUUAUAAAACCCCUCAUCAAAUCCUCUGGGGUGGGGACACAUAGUUUUUCAAGGCAGGAGUCUGCUGUAUCCCCCCUUUGCCUGGCAAAGCAAUAAAGCUAUCCUUUUCUACUUCAAAAAAAUACAUCGGGGAGAAGCAUUCGGAUUUUAGCUAAUUGGGCAGUGAUAAAGGAUGAAGCAUAUCUGGGGCUGUUUUUUAAGAAAAAUUGUUCAGAUUUUUCCAAAUCGUAAGACAUGUCUAUGCAGCCACAGCUUCUGAAAGGAAAUUCAGUAAUUGUGUUAAACCUAAACGGUCUCUUUAGCAGAGAUGUGAUUUUGUGCUGACCCAGAGACAAAAGCAUUUUAUCUCUUACUUUGGUAGGUGUGGCCUUCUCUCUUUAAACUCUUGGGCAAUAGGUGGAAAUUAAAGGCCGACUUGGAAUGUAAUGUGUACAAAUAAAUAGUUAAGUGGAUUCCACUGGCCAGAAAAUUCAUCUUCCCACCAGCCUUAGAAAGGUCUCUCAAAUUUUUUUUUUUCUUCUUGAGGGUAUUCUAGCUGUUAGCCAAGGUGUGUCUUAUCACCUAGCUACAGUAGAGGAAGUUCGGUAUUCUUUCCCCAAAGGAAUCAAAGUUAAUCCCUAGUUGCUCCUGUAGCUGCUAUUAGCAUAAGGGCAUUUUGCAUAAUGCUUUAUUUAUCUCAAAAAACGUGUGCAUAAAUGAUCUCCUUGAUGUUUGCAACAACUUAGUGAACUUAGUAGGGGCCUGUAUCAUCUCCACUGGGCAAAUAAGGAAAUUGUAAUACAAAGAAACAAAUAUAUUCCAUAUAAUUACUGUUCUGUAAGGCACACAGAUGUGUAUAGGAUACAUCCCGUUUCACAGAGAAAUUUUUGAAAACAAAAAUAUUAAAUAUUUUUCAUCACAUAUAGACAAUGAUCUGAAAGUAUAAAAUGAAAAUUUUUGUUUUGGUAAUGCAAAUAUGGUAUCCGAUAUAUUGGAAUCCCGUAGGAUAUCAUAGGUUCUAUAACAGCAGAAAAGGUCUUACCCUGAAAAAAAUAUAUGCAAGUCUCAGCACUACCGAAGAAUAUAUAGGUAUCAGUCAAUAUUAGUAUGCAGCACCAUUAUGGUAGUAACAAAUUUAAAUCUAAAAUGGUUGAGUAAUAACCCAUACUUUCCUUUUGAUAAGUUGGGUGACCUGUGGUUUGUUAUUUUUGUUAAGGGAAAUUACCAUUAUGAUGUGAAACUCUUAUCUUUGCUGUUGUAUUUUAUGUUUCCUCAUUUUACCACUGAAGGUGACAUCAUUCAUUAUCUGAUUUCUAAAGCAUGUGGAGGGAAUUUCGGGAUUGUGUUUUGGACGGGGAAAAUGCAUUCUGUAUCCCACAAACAGGAUUUUGGUGAAAGAGCCAGGAUGUGGAGAUGAUUCCCUGACUUCAUUCCAGUUUUCUUUCUCCUUGUUCAGCACAGCCAGCAAACCCCACAGAUGUCACUCAUAUUUGCUGGCGGCUCACAGACCUAAAGAAGUUCCUUUCCUCCUUUGGCAAGUCCCACAAAAAAUCUGCAGAUAAAGACAUGGCAUACAGCAAUUCCUUUUCUUUUAUGAGAGUCAGGUUUACCCACAACUCUCAAUUGUGGGUUCUAGUCUGAAGAUGCACAAUAGGACUUCCAGCAAAGGUCAGUGAUAGAACUCUAGAACAUUCUAGAAUGAUGCAUUAUGAGACUGUGAAGCCUUAGAAUUUGGUGUGGUUUUCUGUCUGGGAAUUCCUUUGCUGUAUCCUGAAAUGUUAGGUGAGUUCGGUGGAGAAUUUAGAAAAACUCUGAUCUUCUAAUCCCCAUGCCAAAAAGUGCUAAUUAUUUCUUAUAGUUAGGACGUUGCCAUGAGGCAGUAUUUUCUCUGCCUGUGAUAAUUUCCGGAAAGCUACGACAUUAGCGCCUUUGAAAUAUGAUAACCACAAUUUGAAUUCAGUGGACUCCUGAAACAUGCAGUCUGUGGUCUGAAGUUUGCCAAAGGUUACAUUGCCCCCUUUGGCACAUCGAAUCUGUGGGAUGACCAUGAGACGGGGUCUCUUCUGUCCUCCUAUCUUCUCCUGUCCUCUCCUUGUUUCCUUUAAAAUUCUGUUUAAGGCAUGACUACAGAGUUCCACUGGAGAAUGAAAGAACACUUUCUAAUAGCAAAGUGUAGUUUUUUUGUGGUUUUUUUUUGCGGUAUGCGGGCCUCUCACUGUUGUGGCCUCUCCCGUUGCGGAGCACAGGCUCCGGAAGCGCAG